AUGAACGAGUUGAGUUUAGUGAAAGUGGUCUGCGAUCAGAAAUAUUUGGUCUUUAGAAAUGUGAACGAUACGGUUUUGCCUGUGGGUACAUUCAGGAUGUGCCUGAAGACCAAUAUUCUGGAUCUGUCCAAUAACAAGCUGGAAGCGAUCAGAGCUGGAGCAUUCUUGGGUUUAACUUCCUUAACGGAACUCUACUUAUCCAAUAACAGAAUAGAAGAAAUCGAACCGGGAACUUUCCACACUCUCUCCAAAUUGCAAACGUUCACGAUGACCGGAAACAGUAUCAAAACUCUACCCGAAUACGAAUUCACGAGCCCCAAAAUCAAAUACUUUAACUUGAACAACAACAAUUUGGACUACCUGCCCUCUACGGCUUUGGUGAAUCUCAAGUAUAUAACGCUCUUGGAUCUAUCGAUGAACGGUUUGGCAGAAAUGGAUCCAGCGUCCUUGAUCAAUGUACAACCUGGAGCUACCAUAAUCCUCAAUAACAACAAGUUAUCAAACAUUUCCUUCAGAGUGAACACGACCGUUAUCAAACCAAAGGUGUUUUCCAUCUUGAAACUCUCUGGUAACCUCAUCGCGACUCUAAUGAGAGCCAGCUUAGGGCAGCUGUACAAGCUGAACUUGAUCACGUUGGAUUUGAGCUUCAAUCAAAUCAACUUCAUCCAGAGCGGCGUUUUCCGUGACUUUGGUUCAAUCGCAAAUUUGUUUAUAAGUCACAACGAACUGGAUCAUCUGAACGAGAACGUUUUUCGCGACCUGAAAAAAUUGAAACUGCUGGAUUUGUCAUACAACAGGAUCACCACCCAAGUGUUCGAUUUGGUGUUGAGCGAUACCAUCAAAUACUUGAAUUACAGCAAUAACAACAUUGAAACUCUUGUGGAUUUCAAGUGGGUUUACCACACGGCGAAGAAGGACAUCGAUUUGGAUGUGAGCGCAAAUAAACUCGAUUACUUGGACGCCAAUCGCUUCAGCUCUAAAGUGAGAAGGGUAUCGUUAGCUCACAACAACUGGAAAUGCAGUGUCCUAUACAACAUCAUCCAGAUUCUGGAGAGUCGUCACAUCGCCGUCUACGAAGGAGAUAACUACAUGGUCGAUAACGUUAAUGGAAUCCCUUGCAGAUCGAACCACGGAAAGAAGUUUUCUUACACGAAUUCAAGACACGAGAAGGCCAGGAUGACCGCCCUUAACAACGCAUCUGAAAUUGAUGACUUGAUAAGUAACGGUUCAGGCGCAAACAAUUUAUCAAACAUUCUUCUUGUAUAUAUUAUUGCCAUCAUCAUUGUAUUAGUGUAA
Nicrophorus vespilloides is the source of this 1296-nucleotide messenger RNA. Its product is annotated as SLIT and NTRK-like protein 6. The transcript has a single exon. Bases 1 to 1296 code for a protein of 431 amino acids. The record is from RefSeq and is a predicted model, not a curated record. NCBI's taxonomy places the organism in Eukaryota, Metazoa, Arthropoda, Insecta, Coleoptera, Silphidae. Gene Ontology annotation, cellular component: extracellular matrix. Gene Ontology annotation, molecular function: protein binding.